Arabidopsis lyrata subsp. lyrata is the source of this 123-nucleotide messenger RNA. RefSeq lists its product as uncharacterized. The record is from RefSeq and is a predicted model, not a curated record. NCBI's taxonomy places the organism in Eukaryota, Viridiplantae, Streptophyta, Magnoliopsida, Brassicales, Brassicaceae.
AUGUACAAAUUCAAUAAAGCUUUCGACACCAUCUCACCUAAUCUUGGACCUUUAUUGGUGCCCACUUCUCAUGAAUCCAAGCUCCAAAGAACAGAAUUAUUUCUCCAGCAUGAAGCUGAGUAA